GACGACUUUGAUGGGACCCCAGACAAGGCCCAAAGAUGGAUAUCAUCCACUGACUUACACUUUGACAUCAACGACACCAUUUAUACCUCUGACAAGAAAAAGGUGUACGUAGCUCUCAGCUACAUGAAGGACGGAACCGCCGCCUCAUGGAGUGAAGCCAAGAUGACCAAAUACAAAGACAAGAACGCCUACCCCCACAUGGGCAGAUUUUAUGAAAAC
Molecule: messenger RNA, 219 nt
Organism: Serpula lacrymans var. lacrymans S7.9
Lineage: Eukaryota; Fungi; Basidiomycota; Agaricomycetes; Boletales; Serpulaceae
Exons: 1
Source: RefSeq, a predicted model, not a curated record